GCAGGUGCUGCUGAAGAUUGCCAGCAUACAUAUGGGAGAAGUAAUGGAAGUAGGUGGUCCGCAGAGGGCAUCCUCAUCAGCCCGAAUAGUGCCAGUAGUCCACGAUGAAGCUCCUCAACAACAAUCCCCAGUUCCAUUCAGCUCUAGGUCCACCCCGCUCGGGCUCCUGCUGCUGCAACAACAUUCAAGUAGGGAAACAUCAGAUGAAGAUUUCUGCCUUCCAACCAAUACUACUGCUGCUAUUCUCACAAUUGACAUUCCUGACAAAUUCGGUAGCCACAAAGACGACCCUGAUGAUUGGCUACCCAUUACUCAAUCCAGACGUGGAAACGCCUUCACGGCUGCUUUUCAUUUGCUAUGUUCUGGAAUCGGUAUUCAAGCCCUACUACUUCCCGUUGCAUUUGUGCCGCUCGGAUGGGUGUGGGGAACGCUGUGUUUGACACUAGUCUUCGCAUGGCAGCUCUACACCACAUGGCUUCUGGUCCAUCUUCACGAACCAGGUCCGGCAGGAGCCGCCGGAACUCGCUGCAGCAGAUACGUCGUCCUGUCAAUUAUAGCAUUUGGUCCAAAACUGGGGAAGCUGUUUGCGAUAUUUCCAACCAUGUAUCUCUCGGGUGGUACUUGCGUGGUGAUCAUAAUCACAGGGGGAGGGAUCAUGGAGCUUUUGUAUAAACUCAUAUGCGGAGAUGACCCGAAAUGCAGCUCAGAUACAGUAUUAACUGGGGCAGCAUGGUUCUUUUUUGUAUUCGUAUGCUUGGCCAUUUUGGUGUCCCAAUUCUUCCCCAGCUUGCACUCCUUAGCUCCGGUCUCGCUGAUCGGAUCAAUGGCACUUGCGACAUAUUUUUCCAUGCUAUGGACUCUUUCCAUCAGAGAAGGUAGGCCCGGAGGUGUUUCGUAUGAACCAUCUAAAGCAGCUGCAUCAGAAAUGCCUCGAAUUCGCGGUAUCAUCAAUGCUCUUGGGAUUAUUGCUCUCACUUUCAAAGGUCACAAUCUAAUCCUUGAAAUACAGGGAACCAUACCCACGGAUCCACAACAUCCAUCUCGUCAUGGGAUGUGGAGAGGAGUGACUGCAUCGUAUUUACUAAUUGCAGUGUUACUUUUUCCCCUGGCAAUAGGAGGAUAUUGGGCUUAUGGGAAUAUGAUGCCAGCAAAGGGGAUCCUAAAUGCACUGUCUACAUCAUUGAAACACCAGAGGACGUCAAAAUCUGUGAUGGCCACGAUAUACGUGAUAAUGCUAGUGCACUUAUUCAGCGCAUUCCAAAUCUAUGGAAUGCCAGUUUUCGACAACUUGGAGCGCAUAUACGUUAGCAAGAGAAACCAGGCAUGCCCCAGAUGGGUUCGCUCAGCCAUAAGAGUCUUCUUCGGAGGAUUGACAUAUUUCAUAGCCAUGGCCUUUCCCUUCCUCGGAAGUCUGGGGCCUUUCAUUGGUGCAAUCACGCUCCCCUUGACUCUGGCUUAUCCCUGUUUCAUGUGGCUUGCCAUUAAGAAACCCAAAGUCUUGAGUUCAAUGUGGUGUCUAAAUUUUGGCCUUGGUUCUUUAGGCCUUGUAAUGAGUUUUUUGUUAGCAGCUGCUGCAUUGUGGAGUUUAGUGGUCGAUGGUUUGGAUGCCAAUUUCUUUAAGCCCCAUUGACACCAUCAAUUACCUCUUCUCAAUGGAGUUAUUUAGCAACCAAACAACCGCUGAAAACAUCCUAAAAUCGAGUGCUGGUUUCAGUGCAUGACUAUGUAUGUGAAUGAUGCUUAUAUGUACUAGAAUCAAGAUACAAGUAUACUUUUGUCAUUGCUUCAAAA
Molecule: messenger RNA, 1791 nt
Organism: Coffea eugenioides
Lineage: Eukaryota; Viridiplantae; Streptophyta; Magnoliopsida; Gentianales; Rubiaceae
Product: lysine histidine transporter-like 8
Exons: 5
Coding region: 32-1630 (532 amino acids)
Cellular component (GO): plasma membrane
Source: RefSeq, a predicted model, not a curated record